AUGUCGAAUUCCAAAAACCAACGAGAGUCGACGGUGUUUCCCCCAUUUCUUUCCCCCCCAAUUUUCCAGUUUUCUCUCGGACCCAUUUCUCUCACCCUCACCCCACUGACCCAGCGCCGGCCACCGAACCACCGCCCGAUCGCCGCCCAGCAGACCGAGCGCCGCCCAUCUCCGACCAGUUGUUUGAAGACAACUAACAGCAAAAAGUAUGGAGUUGAUCUGGUUUGCUUUACUUCUCACCCUAAAACAGUCAUAUACUCUUCAAAAAAUGACAACAAGUAUUUGCGGUAUUUUAAAGGUCACCAUGACAGGGUUGUGUCACUCAGCUUGUGCUCUCGCAAGGAAUGCUUUAUCUCUGGUUCUCUUGAUCAAACUGUAUUGCUUUGGGAUCAACAAGCUGAUAAGUGUCAGAGUCUUUUACGUGUACAAGGAAGGCCUGCUACAUCAUACGGUGAACAAGGGCUCGUCUUUGCAAUUGCAUCUGGAGGAUACAUCAGAAUGUUUGAUGCUCGCAAAUAUGAAAUGGGUCCUUUCGACAUCUUUUCUGUUGGGGGAGAAACAUCUGAUGCAAAUGUUGUAAAGUUCAGUAGUGAUGGGAGAGUUGUGCUUUUGACAACUAUGGAUGGCCAUAUUCAUGUACUUGAUUCAUUCUUGAAUUAAGAGAGAAAAUAACAAUAUUUGCUUC
Messenger RNA from Alnus glutinosa, 685 nucleotides. Its product is annotated as protein ANTHESIS POMOTING FACTOR 1-like. The transcript is spliced from 6 exons. Bases 1 to 660 code for a protein of 219 amino acids. NCBI's taxonomy places the organism in Eukaryota, Viridiplantae, Streptophyta, Magnoliopsida, Fagales, Betulaceae. The record is from RefSeq and is a predicted model, not a curated record. Gene Ontology annotation, cellular component: Set1C/COMPASS complex. Gene Ontology annotation, molecular function: chromatin binding; protein binding.